CUGAAUUAAUCAAAGGGCUUAACAGUUUUGCAUAUAUUCGGCAAUGUCUGGUUAUGCUGAUGACCCAUUUAGUGAUUCUGAUGAAAAUUCAGACAAUGAUAAUGGACUUGAAUUUAAUGUUGGAGAAAAAGUGGGAAUAUCUUCUUCAGUAAAAAAGAAAUAUGAUUAUGUUGUUGCCACUCCAGCUGAAUAUGUUUCACGUUAUGGUGGGACUAAUGUUAUUGAAAAGAUUUUAGUAGCAAACAACGGGAUUGCAGCUGUUAAAUGUAUUCGAAGUAUAAGACAAUGUGCUUAUGAUUUAUUUGGAAAUGAAAAAGUUUUUAAAUUUGUUGCAAUGGUAACACCAGAAGAUUUAAAAGCAAAUGCAGAGUAUAUAAAAAUGGCUGAUCACUAUGUGCCAGUCCCUGGUGGAUCAAAUAAUCAUAAUUAUGCAAAUGUAGAGCUUAUUUUAGAUAUUGCUAAAAGGAUGCAUGUGCAAGCAGUAUGGGCUGGAUGGGGUCAUGCUUCUGAAAAUCCUAGACUGCCUGAAUUACUAGACAAACACAAGAUAAUAUUUAUUGGACCAUGUGCAAUGUCAAUGCAAGCCCUUGGAGAUAAAGUUGCUUCUACGAUUAUUGCACAAUCUCUCAAUAUUCCUACAAUGCCAUGGUCUGGAAGUGGUGUAAAGUUAGAUCCUUCUGCACUUAUUAGUGAAGAUGGGAAGUUUAAAGGAAUCCCUGAUGAAGCAUUUAAACAAGCUUGUGUUGAAGAUUUUUCUAAAGGCCUUGCUAUAGCACAAAGUAUUGGUUAUCCAGUUAUGAUUAAAGCAUCUGAAGGAGGGGGUGGUAAAGGGAUAAGAAAAGUUAAUGGCGAUGAAGAAUUUUCUGUUUGUUUUAGACAGGUUGAAAUGGAAGUUCCAGGAUCACCUAUUUUUAUAAUGAAAUGCUUGAUGAGAGCACGACAUUUAGAAGUUCAGAUAUUGGGUGAUUGUUAUGGACAGGUUGUGUCUUUAUUUGGACGAGACUGUUCAGUGCAAAGAAGGCACCAAAAAAUAAUUGAAGAGGGUCCUGUAACAAUUUGUAAACAAGAUGUGUUUCAUGAAAUGGAAAAGAAUGCAAUUGCUCUUGCAAAACUAGUUGGUUACAGAAGCGCUGGUACAGUUGAAUAUUUAUAUGAUAUGCGAACCAAAGCAGUUUACUUUCUUGAGUUAAAUCCGCGUUUGCAAGUUGAACACCCUUGCACAGAAAUGAUAACUGACAUUAAUUUGCCUGCAGCCCAGAUGAAGAUUGCUAUGGGAAUACCUUUACAUAAAAUUAGAGAUAUUCGAAGGUUAUAUAAUGUUGAUUUAAUGUCUUCUGAUGAAAUUGAUUUUGCUGGACUUCAUGGUCAAAUUAUUCCAAAAGGUCAUGUAAUUGCAGCACGAAUUACUGCAGAAAAUCCAGAUGAGGGGUUUAAACCAAGUAGUGGAACCAUAAAAGAGUUAAGUUUCCACAGUAGCAACAAGAGUUGGGGAUAUUUUAGUGUUUCAUCAGAGGGAAGUUUGCAUGAAUAUGCUGAUUCACAGUUUGGUCAUUUAUUUGCUGGUGGUGAAACUAGAGAAGCUGCUCGCAAGAAUAUUAUUCUUUCUCUAAAAGAGCUUUCGAUACGAGGCGACUUUCGAACAACUGUCGAAUACCUUAUUCAAUUGCUUGAAACAGAUGAGUUCAAGCGUAAUAAGUUAGACACCGGGUGGUUGGAUAAGCGAAUAGCAGAUAAAAUGAAGUCAAUUAGUCCCGAUACUAUUCCUGCUGUUAUAUGUGGAGCACUUCAUGUUGCAGACAACAUUAUUAGUUCAAACUUUGUGAAGUAUCAGGCUGCUAUAAGCCGUGGUCAAGUUCCAAAACCAGAAAGUUUGAGAAACUCUGAGUUGGUAGAACUUAUCCAAGGAGAAACAAAAUACAUUCUUAUGGUUACUCGAUCUGGACCUAACCAGUAUUUUCUUGUGAUGAAUAAUAGUACAUUAGAAGUUGAUAUACAUCGAAAAAGUGAUGGCGGAUUAAUGGUUUCCUUCAGUGAUGUAACAUACACAUCUUUUAUGAAAGAAGAAUUUGAUGGAUACCGUCUUGUUAUUGAUGGAAAAACAUGCAUUUUUCGCAAAGAAAAUGAUCCUACAAUUCUUAGAUCACCUUCUCCUGGAAAACUUAUAAAUUUUGUAGUUGAAGAUGGAGGUCAUGUUUUUGCUGGUGAACCAUAUGCUGAAAUAGAGGUGAUGAAAAUGGUCAUGCCUCUUAUUGCUAAUGUGGAUGGAUGUGUUCAUCAUGUGAAAUGUACCGGAACAAUACUUGACCAUGGUAUGAUUGUUGCACGACUUACACUUGACAAUCCAGGCAAAGUAUUUAAAACAAACCUCUAUACAGAACCAUUUCCGCCAGUAGCAAAUAAACGAAAUCAUGGAAGCAAACUUCAUCAAGUUUGCCAGCAAGCUCGUGAAAAUUUGAGUAACAUAAUGGAUGGUUAUUGUAUUCCUGCCCCUUAUUUUACAGAUAAGUUAGAUGAAGAUGUAAACACAAUGAUUCAUGUUUUAAAAGAUCCUGCUCUUCCUCUGCUAGAAAUGCAGGAAUUAUUAGCUUCUGUUUCUGGUCGAAUACCGCAAGUUGUUGAAGAUUCAAUCAAAGGUUACCUUUCAAAAUAUGCAAGCAACAUCACAUCUAUCCUCAAUCAGUUUCCGAGUCAACAAAUAGCAAAUGUGAUUGAUUCAUAUGCUGCAACACUUACAAAAAGAACAGAGCGAGAUUUAUUUUUUAUUAAUACGCAAGGAAUUGUACAGCUAGUACAAAGAUUUCGAAAUGGGAUUAAAGGUUACCGCAAGUCUGUUAUUAUUGGAUUAUUAAAGCAGUAUCUACAAGCAGAAAUGAUGUUUAAUGAAGGAAACUUGGAGCGGUGUGUGACCGAUAUUGUUGAGCGAAAUAAAGAUACAAACUUAAAUCAAGUUAUUCAGAAUAUAUUCUCUCAUUCAAAAGUUACACAGAAAAAUAUUCUUGUUAUAAAACUCAUUGACCAUUUGUUUUGUUCGGACACAAGUUUAACAGAUGAGGUUAGAGCGUUGAUGCAAGAGAUGACACAUUUAAAUCGUCAAGAGCAUUCUAAAGUUACUCUUAAAGCACGACAAGUUUUGAUUGCUUCUCAAAAACCAUCAUAUGAAUUGCGACACAACCAAUUUGAAUCUAUCUUUCUGUCAGCUAUUGAUUUGUAUGGUCAACAAUUUAAUCCUGAAAACUUACAGAAAAUAAUUCUAUCAGAAACAGCAGUGUUUGAUGUUCUACCAAGUUUUUUUUAUCAUCGAAAUGAGUUAGUUCGUAUGGCAGCAUUGGAAGUGUAUAUAAGAAGAGCUUACCAAGCCUAUGAAAUUACACAGUUGCAACAUGAUCAAAUGGAUGGUGUUAACGUUAUUGAUUUUACAUUCAAAUUACCUGAUAAUCAUCCCAAUAGAUUAGUUUGUGCCCCUCAAAAAAGACUCAGCAAACCAGAUAGAAAAGAAAAAAUUAAUACUUUAUAUGAGUCAAUGGAUGAAAUGUCUGAUAGUAAUGGGACCCAGUUUCAAAACUUUGAACGAAUGGGAUCCAUGGUCGCAUUUGAAACAGUAGAUGAUUUUUUAAACCACUGUGACGAGCUCUUAAAAAGGUUCACAAAUGUAGAUGUUUCAAGUGUAUCUCCAAAUACUGGAUAUUUUUCAAAAAGAAGUUCAUCAGCUAGUCUUGAUAGUGAAGAUACUGAUAUACAUAUAAUAAAUGUUUGUUUAAAGAAAAAAACAAUUGCUCCUGAAAAACAAAAAGAAAUAUUGGAAGAGUUGCAUUCAAUUGUGAAUAAUAAAAAGCGAAAAUUUGUUGAUCAUUGCAUCAGAAGAAUAAGUUUCCUAAUAACAGAUGCUAAGGGUUCUUUUCCUCUGACUUAUACAUUUCGAAGUAGAGACCAGUUUAAUGAAGACAAGAUUUAUCGCCAUCUGGAACCUGCAUUAGCAUUUCAACUAGAAUUAAAUAGAAUGUCUGCAUUUAAUCUUAAACCAAUACCUUGCACAAAUCAUAAUCUGCACCUUUAUUAUGGUUCAGCCAAAAAGGCAAGAGAUGACCAAGAAGUUACUGAUUACCGUUUCUUUAUUCGUUCAAUAGUUCGACAUUCUGAUUUUGUAACCAAGGAAGCAUCAUUUGACUAUUUGGAAAAAGCCAGUGAAAUUCAACUUCUUGAAGCUUUGGAUGAGUUAGAACUUGUCUUAAGUAAAGUAGAACAUCGUACUGAUGGAAAUCAUGUAUUUUUAAAUUUUGUACCAACUGUUAUUAUAGAGCCUCAUAAGAUUGAAGAUAGUAUUCGGACUAUUGUUUUGCGACAUGGUCUUCGUCUUUGGAAAUUGCGUGUUUUAAAAGCAGAGUGUAAAAUGAUAGUAAGAUUAACACCCGAUGGGCCUCGUAUUCCGUUGCGGUUGUUUCUCUCAAAUGAAUCUGGGUAUUCACUUGAGUUUCACACUUAUAAAGAAGUGCUUGAUCCAGAUACAGGAAUUCUAGUUUUUAAAUCGUGGGGUGAUAGACUAGGGGAGUAUCAUGGAUUGCCAAUUAACACACCUUAUGUUACAAAAGAUUAUUUACAAUACAAACGGUUUGCUGCUCAAUCGCAAAACACCACUUAUGUUUAUGAUUUUCCUGAACUAUUUAAACAGGCUCUUUUAAGACAAUGGAAAUAUUGGUCUGAUAAAUGUGGCAUUGUAUUUGAUACCAAAAAAGAACUGAUGGAGGUCUCUGAAUUGUGGCUCGAUAAUAAUCAACAGCUGGUAUCAAUUAAACGUCUUCCUGGUGAAAACAAUUGUGGUAUUGUUGCAUGGCUAAUAAAACUUAAUACUCCAGAGUACCCUGAAGGAAGGGAGAUAUAUUUAUGUGCAAAUGAUAUUACACACAUGAUUGGUUCUUUCUCUCCUACAGAAGAUAAUCUAUAUGAUGCUGUUUUAAAAUUGGCAAUUCAAAAUAAAGUUCCUUUCAUAUACAUUUCUGCUAAUAGUGGAGCACGAAUUGGCCUGGCUGAAGAUAUGAAACAUAUUUUUAAAGUAGCUUGGAAUGAUGAAACACAUCCAGAUAAAGGAUUCAAAUAUCUUUAUCUAACUCCAUCAGAGUUUAAAGCUCUGGAUUCAAGCAACACAGUUAGAGCUGUGCCUGUAAAGUUAAAUGAAGAAUGCCAGUAUCAAAUAACAGAUAUAAUAGGUAAAGAAACAGGUAUUGGUGUUGAAAACCUUAAAGGAUCUGCUUUGAUAGCUGGAAGGACUUCUGAAGCAUAUGAAAAAAUAGUUACUCUGAAUCUGGUAACUUGUCGUACAGUUGGCAUUGGAUCUUAUUUAGUACGCCUUGGUCAGCGUGUUAUUCAAGUGGAAAAUGCUUCAAUAAUUCUAACUGGUUAUCAAGCUCUAAAUAAAUUGCUUGGUAGAAAUGUUUAUACAUCAAAUAAUCAGCUCGGUGGAACACAGAUUAUGUACAAGAAUGGUGUCAGUCAUUUGGUUGUUAAUGACGAUUUCAGUGGUAUAUAUGAGAUAAUUAAAUGGCUGUCAUUUGUUCCUAAGCUGAAAGGUGCUUCACUGCCUAUAAUCUCUACUACAGACCCAGUAGAUCGCACUAUUACAUUUACACCAACAAAAUCUCCAUACAAUCCAAGGUACUUAAUUGCAGGCAGGCAACAUCAAGCAGCUGAUAAAUUAGCUUGGGAAAGUGGUUUGUUUGAUCAAGGUUCUUUCAUUGAAGUGUUAGGAGGUUGGGCUCAGAGUGUAAUAUGUGGCAGAGGAAGACUUGGUGGAAUACCACUUGGUAUAGUAAUGCCUGAAAUACUUCCUGUUGAGACUACCAUUCCUCCUGAUCCUGCAGAUCCUACUUCAGAAACCAAAACUGUAGUACAACCAGGACAAGUAUGGUAUCCUGAUUCAUCAUUUAAAACAGCGCAAGCUAUUAAUGAUUUUAAUCAAGAAGAGCUACCACUUUUAAUAAUAGCUAAUUGGAGAGGUUUCUCUGGUGGAAUGAAAGAUAUGUAUGACCAGAUAUUAAAGUACGGUUCUUACAUAGUUGAUGCUUUACGUAAAUAUAAACAACCAGUAAUUAUUUACAUUCCACCUUAUGGGGAACUACGUGGUGGAGCAUGGGUUGUGGUAGAUCCCUCUAUUAAUCCAGAUCAUAUGGAAAUGUAUGCUGAUGUUGAAUCACGUGGGGGUGUACUUGAACCAUCUGGAACAUGUGAAAUUAAAUUUAAAGACAAAGAUAUUAUGAAAGUUAUGCGACGACUUGACGAUACAUAUGCUUCAUUAUCUUCUAAACUUGCAGCAACAGAUUUAACAACUGCAGAAAGAAAAUUACUUGAAGAAAAGUUAAAUGAAAGAAGGAAAGAACUGAGUCCUGUUUAUCAUAAGAUUGCUUUAACAUUUGCUGAUCUUCAUGACACAGCUGGAAGAAUGCAUGACAAAGGUGUUAUACAUGGGAUUAUUAAGUGGGAAAAUGCACGCACUUUUCUAUACUGGAGAUUUAAGAGGCUUUUACUGCAACAAAGAAUUAAGAAAAUAUUUGCUGAGCAAAUGAGCGAUUGUAUCAACGAGUUAACAAAAGCCCAUGUAGAAACAGUAAUUCAGAGAUUGUUUUUAGAAGAAAAUGGGUCAGUAAAGUCUUACUUGUGGGAAGAUAAUGAAUUUGUAACUAAAUGGAUUGAAUCUGACUUGUCGAAAAACCAAGGCUCUGUUAUUUAUGAGUAUGGAAAGUGGUUAAAGCGGGAUGUUGCACUAAAAAAUAUAAAAUGCAUCCUUGACAACAACCCUGAUAUUGCCAUGGACACAAUUGUUCAUAUAACUCAACAGUUUAAUCCUGGAAAGCGCAAUGAGUUAUCUCGUGUUUUAGAUGCAUUAAAUCAUUGUGACGAAAGAAGUCCGCAGGAUGCUGAAACGUAGAUGCAUAAUGUAUUUAGGAAAUUAAACAAAUUAAAUUUUUAUUUUUUAA
This is a messenger RNA of Hydra vulgaris (swiftwater hydra), 6965 nucleotides long. RefSeq names its product acetyl-CoA carboxylase. Gene Ontology annotation, biological process: fatty acid biosynthetic process. NCBI's taxonomy places the organism in Eukaryota, Metazoa, Cnidaria, Hydrozoa, Anthoathecata, Hydridae. Gene Ontology annotation, cellular component: mitochondrion. Gene Ontology annotation, molecular function: metal ion binding; ATP binding; acetyl-CoA carboxylase activity. The record is from RefSeq and is a predicted model, not a curated record.